Messenger RNA from Meleagris gallopavo (turkey), 5596 nucleotides. The record is from RefSeq and is a predicted model, not a curated record. NCBI's taxonomy places the organism in Eukaryota, Metazoa, Chordata, Aves, Galliformes, Phasianidae.
AAUAAAACUUUGUGCACUGACAGACACAACUUCCAGCACCCACCAGCUGGGCAAAAAUGGGAAUUAGUACAGCCAAUUUGCUUCUUUUUCUCUUGCUCAGCUCAGUGAAAGGAGACAUACUGGAUGACUAUUUAAGAACAGAUGGUGUUUGGAUACUUACUAGAAAUAAAGAGUUUUACAGUACAAAUAAUGAAAAAGAAUGUGCAGAGAAAUGUGAUGCUGAAAUAAAUUUUAAUUGCAGGGGCUUCCUAUUCACCAAGAAAAAGUUACAGUGUUUGACAUUGGCUGAAAAUACCAAAACAACAGUCGUAUUCCACAGUGAAGAUGCAGUUCUCUAUGAAAAGAAAAUUUACCUUCUACAAUGUAAAAGAGGGAUUGGGAAGGACUACAGAGGAACAGAAGCCAAAACUUGGAGAGGUAUUCCAUGCCAGAAAUGGGCAGAAAAAUCACCCCACAAUCCAAACUUUACGCCUGAGAAACACCCCAGAGCAGAGUUGGAGGAAAACUACUGUAGAAAUCCUGAUGGGGAUGUAAGAGGACCCUGGUGUUAUACAACAGAUCCUGCUACCAGAUUUGAUUACUGUAACAUUCCAGAGUGUGAGGGGCAGGUCAUGCAGACUGGAGAAGAUCCUACAGUGGAGUGCAUGGAGUGUAAUGGUGAAGAUUAUCAUGGAAAUGUCUCCAGAACAGAGUCUGGACUUGAGUGUCAGCGCUGGGAUGCCCAAGAACCUCAUAUGCAUGGAUAUACCCUGAAACACUUUCCAGGGAAGGACCUGAAGAUGAAUUACUGCCGUAAUCCAGAUGGUGAACUUCGGCCCUGGUGUUUCACCAUGAGCCCCACUAAGCGCUGGGAAUAUUGCAACAUUCCUCGUUGCACUAUGCAUCCACCAGCCUCUGGCCUGGGCUCCCAGUGUAUUUCAGGGAAUGGAGAUGAUUACCGAGGCAGGAUAGCCAUCACUGCAUCAGGGAACACCUGCCAGCAUUGGAACCUGCAGUUUCCUCACAAACAUGGCUGGAUUCCUGACAGAUAUCCCUGCAAGGGUUUAGAGGAAAACUACUGUAGAAACCCUAAUGGAGAGAAGAGGCCUUGGUGCUACACCAUCAACAGCAGUAUCCGCUGGGAAUACUGUGCAGUUCCCCACUGCGAUGGGACAGAACAAAGUGCUGACGUGGCUACACAGGUAUUCUUGCCAGAGGAGUGCUAUCAAGGCAAAGGCCUGAAUUAUCGUGGCACAACUUCCAUCACCGUAUCAGGACGGAAAUGCCAAGCCUGGAGCUCCAAGUCUCCACAUGAUCAUGGAAAGACCCCAGAAAAAUUCCCAAAUGCGGAUUUGAGGGAGAACUACUGUAGAAAUCCAGAUGGUGAUAGCCGCCCAUGGUGUUUCACCACAGACCCCAGCGUUCCAUGGGAGUACUGCAGUCUCAAGAGAUGUGAUGAUCAUACUGAGGAAGCCACGCCAAAUGACCCCCCUGCAACAAUGGCACAGACUGUUGGCCUGACUAUCCCCCCCAUGACAUCUGACUGCAUUAACGGCAAUGGUAAAGACUAUCGCGGCACAGUAGCAAAAACUGGAAAUGGCAGAACUUGUCAAGAGUGGAGUUCUCAGAGCCCUCAUAGCCACAAAUACUUCACUCCUCUGACUCAUCCAAGAGCAGGCCUGGAUAAAAAUUAUUGCAGGAAUCCUGAUGGAGAUGUAAAUGGUCUUUGGUGCUUCACAACAGAUCCAGAAAAAAUAUGGGAGUACUGUGAAAUCCCGCGCUGCUCUUCUUCUGAUUAUGACUGUGGAAAAUUCUCAAUGAGAAGUGAGGCCUGUGAGCAACACAGCAUGUGUGAUGCAUCUCCAGGGUAUUGGCCUUGGCAUGUCAGUCUCAGGACAAGUACCAACAUGCAUCAUUGUGCUGGCACUCUGAUACAUCCACAGUGGGUCCUUACUGCAGCUCAAUGCUUGCAAGAGUCAGUACAGCCCUCUUCCUAUAGGAUCUUUCUUGGGAUACAGAACCUAAAUGCAGAAGAGCCAUCCCUGCAAAUCCGGAGCGUUCACAAAUUACUGAAGGAACCCAGCGGAGCAGACAUUGCUCUGCUAAAGCUGAACAGUCCUAUAACAAUUACUGACCGUGUAAAGCCAGUUUGUUUGCCUGAAACAAGUCUGACGAUGGAAAGAAACUCUGUAUGCUUUCUAACUGCCUUCGGAAAAACAAAAGGUACUGAUACAGGCAAAAGAUUAAAAGACAUUGAAUUCCCCAUACUUGAAAACAGAAUGUGCUAUCGUCCUGGAUUUUUCAAUGGAAGCGUAGAUAACCAUGAAUUUUGUGGUGGAUUCACUUUUGUAAGAGUACAUCACUGCGAGGCUGAAGUUGGAGGACCUCUAGUCUGCCAAAAUAAAGAUAGAUUUAUCCAAUAUGGAGUCACUUCUUGGGGACUGGACUGUACCCAGCCAUCAAAGCCCACAGGUUUUGUCCAAAUUCCUAGCUUUCUGUCUUGGAUCAAGAAUGCAAUGGUUACCCACUUGUGCCAUUCCGUGGCAAAGGGGGAUCAGUGUGGGAGAAUCAUUAACUUAAUCUACCUGCCCUGUUUGUUUGAUGCCUCUUCAACCCAGUGCAAGUCAAUAAAAACUUUGUGCACUGACAGACAACUUCCAGCGCCCGCCAGCUGGGCCAAAAUGGGAAUUGGCAAAGCCACUUUGUUCCUUCUUUUCUUGCUCAGCUCAGUGCAAGGAAGCAUACUAGACAGCUAUGUGAGGACAGAGGGAGCUUGGCUGCUUAACUCAAAGAAGCAAACUUAUAAGACAAAUAGUAAAGAAGAGUGUGCAGAGCAGUGUGAAAAUGAAACUAAAUUUCCUUGCAGGGCCUUCUUAUUCACCAGUAAAGACCAACAGUGUAUAACAUUGGCUGAGAACACCAAAACAGCAGUGCUAUUCAGAAGAACAAAUGCAGUUCUUUAUGAAAAAAGAAUUUAUCUUCUAGAAUGCAAGGAAGGUAGUGGGAACAAUUACAGAGGAACAGAAGCCAAAACUCAGAAGGGUGUGGCAUGCCAGAAGUGGGCCGAUACUGUACCCCAUAAACCUAAGUACACACCUGAAAAAUACCCUGAGGCAGGGCUGGAGGAAAAUUACUGCAGAAAUCCUGAUAAUGAUGAAAAAGGACCCUGGUGUUACACAACAGAUCCUAAUACCAGAUUUGAUUACUGUAACAUCCCAGAAUGUGAAGUGGAGUGCAUGCACUGCAGUGGAGAAAACUAUCAUGGAUUAGUUGCAACAACAGCAUCUGGGCUUGAGUGCCAACGCUGGGACUCCCAGCAACCUCACUCUCAUGGAUACCUCCCUGAAAAUUUUCCAGAGAAGGAUCUGAAGAUGAAUUAUUGCCGUAACCCUGAUGGUGAACCUCGGCCCUGGUGUUUCACUACCAACCCGAAUAAACGCUGGGAAUUUUGUGACAUUCCUCGUUGCACAACACCCCCACCUGUACCUGCACCAGGGCGUCAGUGCUUGUCAGGAAGAGGAGAAGACUAUCGAGGCAAGAUAUCUGUUACUGAAUCAGGGAAUACCUGCCAGCACUGGAGUGCCCAGUUUCCUCACAGACAUGCUCGCACUCCUGAAAACUAUCCCUGCAAGAAUUUAGAGGAAAACUAUUGUAGAAACCCUGAUGGUGAGAAGAUGCCAUGGUGUUACACCACAAAUGCAACUGCUCGAUGGGAAUAUUGCACCAUUCCUUCCUGUGACGGGAAAGAGCCAGACACCCCUGCUGUUGAUCAGCCUGAGCAAGCUCAAGCAACUGAGGAGUGCUACCAAGGCAAUGGUGUGAGUUAUCGUGGUACAGCAUCUUUCACUAUCACAGGGAAGAAAUGUCAAGCCUGGAACUCAAUGUCACCACACCGUCACAAUAAAACUUCAGAACACUUCCCAAAUGCGGACCUGAGGCAGAAUUAUUGCAGAAACCCAGAUGCUGAUAGCCGCCCAUGGUGCUACACCACUGACCCAAGUGUGAGAUGGGAGUACUGCAACCUGAAGAGGUGUAAUGGCAAUGUACAGAUGACUCUACCAAAACCUCCUCAGACAACUCUGGAACCAAAUCCUGAUUGCAUUCAUUCAAAUGGUAUAGAUUAUCGUGGCACAGUAGCAAGAACUGCAAGAGGCCGGACUUGUCAAGAGUGGAGUUCUCAGACACCACAUAAACAUGACUACUUCACUCCAAGGACUCAUCCAAAAUCAGGCCUGGAAAAAAAUUAUUGCAGGAACCCUGAUGGAGAUGUGAAUGGACCUUGGUGCUACACAACUGACCCAAGAAAAGCCUGGGAGUACUGUGACAUUCCCAAGUGCCCUCCUACUCAGUAUGAAUGUGGAAAAGCCAAGACCAGACCAAAGCUAUGUGCUCAAAGGAUUGUUGCUGGGUGUAUUUCACAUCCACACUCCUGGCCCUGGCAAAUCAGUCUCCGGACAAGUUAUGGCUUGCAUUUCUGUGGGGGAACACUGAUAGACCCACAGUGGGUUCUUACUGCUUCUCACUGCUUAGAAAAGUCAUCACGGCCAUCUUCGUAUAAAGUAUACCUUGGAUUACAUGAAGAAAGAGCAUUAGAAACAUCAGUGCAGAAAAGAGAUGUUGAGAAGCUGUUCAAGGAGCCUCACAGGGCGGAUAUUGCUCUACUAAAACUGAGGAGCCCUGCAAUCAUCACUGAUCAGGUAAUCCCUGUUUGCUUGCCAAAAGAAAAUGCUGUGUUAGGAGGAAGAGAGGAGUGCUAUGUAACAGGUUGGGGAGAUACAAAAGGUACUCCUGGUGAAGGCUACUUAAAGGAAACCGGCUUCCCUGUAAUUGAGAAUAAAAUAUGCAACCGCCCUGAAUUUUUGAAUGGGAGAGUCAAAAAACACGAGCUCUGUGCUGGAAAUAUUCAUGGGGGCACAGAUACCUGCCAGGGAGACAGUGGAGGACCACUAGUUUGUCUGGACCAAGACAGAUUUGUCCAACAUGGAGUCACCUCUUGGGGCCUUGGCUGUGCCCAACCCAUGAAACCUGGAGUUUAUGUUCGAGUUUCUAAUUAUAUUCCUUGGAUUAAAAGCAUAAUGGAAAACAACUGAUCCUGGGCAUGGACUACCCUCUCCUGGAAAGCAGUAUGCACAUUAGAAAUACAAGAUUACAAGUGCAAUAUUAAAGCUACAAUCAUUCCUAAAAAGCAAAAUAAAUAUGAUCAUCCAUUUAAAAUUGCUUUAAGGUAAUGUUUAUUGCCAUAAAACCCAUCUGACUCCAUUACCCUCUUUCUAUAUGUUCUGUGGUUCGCUAUGUUUGACAAUAGACCAACACACCUUUGAAAUACUUGUCAAAAAUCCUAACAUCAGCUGCAGCUGAAUAUCUGUAUUUCAAUCAUAUGAGACUCUACAAUGACUUUUUAUUCUCAGUUUAAGAUGUUGUGUCUCCAACAGAUGAAGAAAGGAGAAUAUUUCUCAUUUUCUAUGAGCUGCUUGAUCUUUUCACCAAUCCAAUGAUUAAAAAAAAAAAAAAGAAGAAACACUGUACACAUCUUUUAUGUCUGCGGUGUUUUAUUACAUGUAUCUGACUGCAUUAAGUACAUGGGAUGAAAAAAAUAAACAAACACAUUUGGCUUGUA